Molecule: messenger RNA, 3335 nt
Organism: Salmo salar (Atlantic salmon)
Lineage: Eukaryota; Metazoa; Chordata; Actinopteri; Salmoniformes; Salmonidae
Gene: irx1a
Product: iroquois homeobox 1a
Biological process (GO): neuron differentiation; cell development; regulation of transcription by RNA polymerase II
Cellular component (GO): nucleus
Molecular function (GO): RNA polymerase II cis-regulatory region sequence-specific DNA binding; DNA-binding transcription factor activity, RNA polymerase II-specific
Source: RefSeq, a predicted model, not a curated record
UGUAUCUGAGAGAUCAGGCUGAGACCUGAGGGCAGGCACAUCAGUUGGAGCUCAAUUGUUGAUGUGAUCACAUCCGACGGUGUUGCAGCGAAAGAGAAAAGCUGAGAUUUGAAAGAAUAGCAGAAGAACUCAUUGUGACCUUAUUUGCUGCCGGUUCUUUUCCUGGUCACUUUCUCUUUGACUUCUUUACUCUUCGGGUCUCGUGUUCCGACGUGUUUUGGCAUACGGACUCGGCGGAGAGGAUGUCUUUCCCCCAGUUGGGCUACCCUCAGUAUUUAAGUGCCUCCCAAGCGGUGUACGGCGUGGAUCGGCCGGGGGUCCUGACUCCGUCGUCCCGGGGAGGGAGCGCUGAGAUAGCGGGUAACCAGUCGGCUGCUGCCGCUGCAGUCACCUCGGUGUUGGGCAUGUACGCAAACCCUUACACUGCACACAACUACAGCGCAUUCCUGCCUUACAGCAGCGCGGACUUGGCUCUUUUCUCUCAAAUGGGCUCCCAGUACGAGCUGAAGGACAGUCCUGGCGUCCAUCCAGGCAGCUUCACGGCCCACACCUCGCCAGCUUUCUACCCAUACGGUCAGUUCCAGUACGGGGACCCGGCCAGGCCCAAGAACGCCACCCGGGAGAGUACCAGCACGCUGAAGGCCUGGCUCAAUGAGCACAGGAAGAACCCUUACCCCACUAAGGGAGAGAAGAUCAUGUUGGCCAUCAUUACUAAGAUGACCCUGACGCAGGUGUCCACCUGGUUCGCCAACGCCAGGAGGAGGUUGAAGAAGGAGAACAAGGUGACUUGGGGGGCCAGGAGUAAAGACGACGAGGAUGGAAACAUCUUCGGCUCCGACAAUGAGGGAGACGCGGAGAAGAACGACGACGAAGAGGAGAUCGAUCUAGAAAGCAUCGAUAUAGACAAGAUAGACGAUAACGAUGGAGAUCAGAGCAAUGAGGAUGAGGAUGAUAAACCGGACGGUAGACACCGAGAACUGGACAGUCUGGAGAAACGGCGAGCCUUCGCUCUGCAACACGACGCCUUCGACAAAUCUAAAAACUCAAUUUCCUCCGGGAAGGAAGAACUUUCUGAUAGAAACAGCAACACCAUAGUUGUGUCUCCGGACAGACAGGGAAGUUUUCAGCUCCCAGUGAACACUAAGCCUAAGAUCUGGUCGUUAGCUGAGACGGCUACUAGUCCUGAUAGUUCUGUCAAGUCCAACUCUCCCUCCGGUCUUACCGGUCACACCCCGUCUCAGAUGCAGCACCCGGCCUUCCUGCCUUCUCACGGACUAUAUACCUGUCAGAUAGGCAAGUUUCAUAACUGGACCAACGGAGCUUUCCUGGGGCAGAACUCUCUGCUCAACGUCCGGUCGUUUCUAGGUGUUAAUCAGCACCAGCAUCAUAACGUUCACUUACAGACCCAACAGCAACAGCAGCAGCACCAGGCCUCGGUGUUGGUGUCGACUGGAGCCUCGCCACAACUCAGCCCCAAGCACAUAGACCGUGAAAACGUUGUAAGAAGUGCCUCUCCUCCAACGCAACCUCUGAAGUCCUCAUUCAGACCUCUUCACGAUGGGACUCAGCAAGACGCGCCGCAGCUGGCCCUUUCCUCGGCUUGAUCAAGACAUUCAGCCCUGGAACAAACAACAACAACAACAACACUUUACGAACUCAGAAAAGGACAAUGAGAAAUAACUUAAUUCACCGUAGCGUUCAGAACAAAUGGUUCAUUUGAUAUAAACUCCUGUGGCAGGAUUUCGUCUAUUGUUGUAAAUAAUGGCGCCGGUUAUUUACCCGCUCCUUACCCUGGGACGUUUGGUUGUCUUUUCCUUUUGUCUUUAUUCCGUUGGACUCUUCUGUUCUGUACAUACAGUCAUUUACAUGUGUAAAUAGCGCGUUGACGACAUUUGUCCAGAUCGUAUAUUUUGUCUAAUAAACUAAAUGAAAUUAUAGAGAAAUCAAAGAAUAUAGAUCUUUUUUUGUUUUCGUUGGUAUUUUCUAGAUCAAACAGCUCUAACACAGUGAAAUAUUUAGAGAAAAGGGGACUCUGUCGCACAAUAUUAUUUAACAAUACCAGAAUUUAAUUUGGUUAAAACCUACACGAUUAUUAUCAGUAUUGUUAUUAUUACGAUUAUUAUAAUAAUAAUAAUUAUUGUUAUUAUUAUUGUUGUUGUUAUUAUUAUUAUUAUUAUUAUUACAACACAUCAGUCAGGGUAAAUGGCUCGUCAUAACUAACGCUAAGAUGGUCCAUUCCAUUAUAAUCAUUAGCAGCUAGGAGGAAACCGCCUUCACCUCGUCCCCCUGUUAGAGAGAGGGGCAGAGCGGCUAAAGCAGCGGAUAAUACAGACCCUCCUUUAUCUAAUGUUAUUCCACUUUCUCCAGUUAAAUGGGGAGGGAGCGGCGACGCAUUGAGGUGCUAAUAACCGGGCCAGAUGGUUACUGGUGCCGGGGAAACGGACAGAAGCAGCUGGGAGCAUCAUUAAGUAAUAAUGUGGGAACGCCCUGCCCAAACCAAAAUCAAAUGGUUAAAAUCUAAUCUGUCAGAAAGAGAAGUCGAUUCGGUAAUGUAUUAUUAAUAGUGAGAGGUUAGCUGGUCCGGUGACGUUGUUAGCAGGGUUACUAACUGUGUUUUUUUUGGGGGGGGUCCGGACAGAUACAUGUGAUCGGAAACAGUUACAGGGAUGGACUGAAGUAAGAUACUUCUAUUGAAUCAGUUUAAUAAUAAGGUGAUGAGGAACAAUUGCAAGGAUUAUGGCGAUGUGAUUUGAAGUGUAACAUUGUUUUGGUUAUUGGAAUGAACGGUGGUAAUGUUGGAUUCACAACGAUCAGACUUCAAUACAGAAAGAUAUCUCAGGCCUACAUUAAAGACGAUAAUAUUAACAGGUUUCAUUCAAAUUAAAACAACUGUAAACAACUAUAAACAAAUAAUAGCCUCCUUAAACUGUUUUAUUUUUAUUUAUAACAAUUACAUUUCAUGUUACAUAUUUAGUGGAUAUAACGCAAUGUCAACAUACCUAUUGAAAAUGGUUAAAUAUAAUAUUUUUAUUGUAGUAUUUUCAAUAGACGAAUAUAUUUAGUAUUCGCUAUUUUGGAGGUAUGGCAGGCUGAACGUGUUGGCUGGCUCGGUGCCUGUCUAUUGUUGUAUCACAGCGACCUCUAUAGGCUUCAGUACAUUUACAGAUAAAUAAUAUAGACCUAGUCGAAAUUUGCUGUGAUGAAUUAUGUGCAUAUAUGCACGAAUUGAUUGUGAGACUGCGUUGCGUCAAAAGAUUUUCACUUUAACUCUAGAAACACUUGACAACUUGGAACUUUUUACAACUUGGAAUAAAGCAACCAAAUUUAGCCUAGAA